This is a messenger RNA of Cajanus cajan (pigeon pea), 1107 nucleotides long. Lineage: Eukaryota; Viridiplantae; Streptophyta; Magnoliopsida; Fabales; Fabaceae. The record is from RefSeq and is a predicted model, not a curated record.
AUGCCGAAAAGGGCAAACACACCCCCUAGAGCCGAAAAAGCCAAGACGUGCCGAUUCCACCGAAACAGGGGGCACUCGACAGAAGAAUGUUCGGCACUAAAAGACAAGCUUGAGGACCUUAUCAAACAAGGUCACCUCACGAAUUUCGUCACCCCUCAAAAGCACCAGUCAAGGGGGAGAGACCAUCACUCUCGGGAAGCACCACCGGCGAGAGACCGACGUCGCCGAUCCCGAUCAGCUGAAAGGAGAGACCAUUCACGGCAUUCUCGAGAAGACAAUGACCGACCGAGGAAGAUAAUAAACACGAUAGUCGGAGGCUUCGCCGAGGGAGGUUCCACAUCUUCCGCACAGAAGAGACACCUCCGAGCAGUGCAAUCAGUAAAUAGUGUGAAUCAGCCGAGGACACCGAAGAUGCCACCAAUAACCUUUUCCGACCGAGACUUCCGAGGAGUCGAUCCCAUUCAGGACGACCCCAUGGUAAUUUCUGUUGAAAUGAACAAUUGCAUUGUAAAGAAGACCUUGAUCGACCAUGGGAGCUCCGCUGACAUCUUGUAUUGGAACACUUUCGUGCAACUUGGGAUCCCAGAGGAGAGCCUAGAACCAUACCACGAACCGCUGGUAGGAUUCUCAGGUGAAAGAGUGAUGACGAGAGGGUGCAUCGACUUAUACACUCGAUUUGGUUUCGACCAAAAAUCUUCCCGCGAGAUUAAAAUUUGCUACAUCGUGGUGCAUGCAAGUACAUCGUACAACAUCUUGCUAGGCCGGCCUUCUGUUAAUGCAUUAGGGGCCAUUGUCUCGACACCCCACAUAUGCAUGAAGUUUCCGUUGAAAGAUGGGCAGAUGAUAACCGCUCACGCCGAUCAGAAGACAGCAAGAGAGUGUUACCUCUCCAGCUUGAAGGUGCGACCUAUUGCCGACUCCCCGACGACAACGAGAGGAGUGAAUGUGGUCAGACAGGAGAUGACCGAGGGCAUCAACCUCGAUCCUCAGUUAGGUGAAGAAGAGCGAAUCGAGCCUGCUAAGGAUCUCAUUCCUUUUCAACUUGGCCGAGCACCCAAGCAGGUCACGCAUAUGGGAUCCCAACUGAGUGAAGUCGAUUCGAGCUAG